This is a messenger RNA of Elgaria multicarinata webbii, 2182 nucleotides long. RefSeq names its product adaptor related protein complex 1 subunit mu 2 (gene AP1M2). Gene Ontology annotation, molecular function: clathrin-cargo adaptor activity. The record is from RefSeq and is a predicted model, not a curated record. Gene Ontology annotation, cellular component: clathrin adaptor complex; clathrin-coated vesicle. NCBI's taxonomy places the organism in Eukaryota, Metazoa, Chordata, Lepidosauria, Squamata, Anguidae. Gene Ontology annotation, biological process: vesicle-mediated transport; intracellular protein transport. The transcript is spliced from 12 exons. Bases 138 to 1409 code for a protein of 423 amino acids.
UGUCGGAGGAUUUCUAUCGCCCGCUCGGGUUGCCACCUUCCCUUUAAGACAGCCUAGCUCACCUGUAGGCGCAGCUCACUCACCUGGCCCAGGUGGCUGCAGAGAGCGAUCGGAGAGGAGGAAGUGGGCGCAGCAGGAUGUCCGCCUCGGCAGUUUUCAUCCUUGACCUGAAAGGCAAGCCGCUCAUCAGCCGUAACUAUAAGGGUGAUGUGAGCAUGUCGGAGAUCGACUACUUCAUGCCACUCCUGAUGCAGAAGGAGGAAGAGUGCGCCCUGACACCACUUCUGUCCCAUGGAAAGAUCCACUUCCUCUGGAUCAAGCACAGCAACCUCUACUUGGUGGCCAUCACCACGAAGAAUGCCAAUGCCUCACUGGUGUAUUCUUUUCUCUACAAAGUGGUAGAGGUCUUUUCUGAAUACUUCAAAGAGCUGGAAGAAGAGAGCAUCCGUGACAAUUUUGUCAUUGUAUAUGAAUUACUGGAUGAGCUGAUGGACUUUGGGUUUCCACAGACAACAGAUAGUAAAAUUUUGCAGGAGUACAUCACUCAGCAAGGCAACAAGCUGGAUACAGGCAAAUCCCGUGUUCCCGCCACUGUCACCAACGCAGUCUCUUGGAGAUCGGAGGGCAUCAAAUACAAGAAGAAUGAGGUCUUCAUUGAUGUCAUUGAAUCUGUCAACUUGCUGGUCAAUGCCAAUGGGAGCGUCCUGCUGAGUGAAAUUGUGGGCUCCAUCAAGCUGAAGGUGUUCCUCUCAGGCAUGCCAGAAUUGCGCUUGGGCCUCAAUGACAGGGUGCUCUUUGAACUCACAGGGCGGGGAAAAAACAAGUCUGUGGAGCUAGAGGAUGUGAAGUUCCACCAGUGUGUACGACUGUCACGCUUUGACAAUGAUCGCACCAUUUCCUUCAUUCCACCUGAUGGAGACUUUGAGCUCAUGUCUUAUCGACUGAACACACAGGUGAAACCUCUCAUCUGGAUUGAGUCCGUCAUUGAGAAGUUCUCUCACAGCCGAGUGGAGAUCAUGGUUAAGGCAAAGGGACAGUUCAAGAAGCAGUCGGUGGCCAAUGGUGUGGAGAUAUGUGUGCCAGUCCCAAGUGAUGCUGACUCACCCAAAUUCAAAACCAGCAUUGGGAGUGCGAAAUACCUGCCUGAAAAGAACGUUGUCAUCUGGAACAUCAAGUCCUUCCCGGGAGGCAAGGAGUACCUGAUGCGGGCCCACUUUGGGCUGCCAAGUGUCGAGAACGAGGAACUGGAGGGUCGGCCACCCAUCUCAGUCCGGUUUGAGAUUCCCUAUUUUACAGUCUCUGGGAUUCAGGUGCGGUACAUGAAGAUAAUUGAGAAGAGUGGGUACCAGGCUCUGCCGUGGGUCCGCUAUAUCACCCAGAGUGGGGAUUACCAGCUCCGGACACAAUAAUCUUGCAAUCCAGCAGAUUCUGACACCCUCAAGAAUGAAGGAGACUGGAUGCCCAAAGGACCCUUUUAAACUUGGCUCUCUCUGAAGCAGAUUGUGUGCAUGUGUGUCCUUCUCCUAGAAUGCUGCUCUGUUCCUUUCUCCACUCACUUGCAAACUGAUUUGGUAAUGGACCACUUUACCCAGUGCCUGAAGGGGACAUCAUGGCCCCAUCUGUGUUGCAUCUGAAGUGGCAUUUGUACUACUUUGCAGCCUACAAGAGCAGUAGACCUGCUCUGAUGACAUGUCAACACGCUAUGCCUUGCCAGGGCUACUUGCUGGAGAUACAUCCAGGAGUAAAGCCUUCAUUCAGAACCUCUCUCCUUUAGAGGGUUCCCGUGAAGAGGAGUGGGGAACAUGUGGCCCUCCAGAUGACGUUCAACUGCAUUCCCGUCAGUCCUGCCCACUGGCCAUGCUGGAUGGGGCUGAUGUGAAUUGGAGUCCAGCAACAUCUGGAGGGACACAAGUUCCCCGUAGGUGCAUCGCUCCUUGUUCUGUGGUGUCUGGAGUGGAGCAUGGGAUGGGGCAGCAGGCAGAGCAUGACCUACAGUUGUAUGGAAGCUGGAACUGGAGGCCCUUUUUUUCUUAGCCCCAGUUCCUUAUUUGUAAAGUGAAAAUAGCUGCUGCCUACCUCUUGUUGUAAGAAUAUGUCACAGGUUACUAUUUUUCCUUGCCUUAGACCAUGAUGAGCUAUAAAUGUAAGUGAAAUAAAUAAAUGGUUUUCAAUGUGGAACCAU